GGGUAUGUUAUCUAUUUCCUGGUCUUGUGCUUCGAGCAUGAUGGCGCAGUGCGAGUGAGCAUUUCACGAUGUUGAGGUCGUGGACCCAAACUCUCAUAUUGUUGCGCAACUCACAUAAUGCUACAUACUGGUCACUGUGACUACGCAUCGGAACACAGAAUAGAGGCCUCCUAGAGACUCGACGGUUCUGCAGUCGAAUGUCGAGGUUGGCCACGCCUUUCUUCGACAGGUCGCUCUCACCUCACUCACGGAAAAGAAGCGCGUUCGAUCUCACCGCAGCGUAUCCACCUUCACUGACGCAAUGCUGCUACUUCGCCUGGCUUGUAAAGGCUUCAAUCAUGAACACCUACCACAAAAGCCUCCAGCAUGAAGCUCCACAUCCUCAUCAUCGCAGUGAUCGCGACAUUGGCUUCGACACACGUCCUCACCCCCAAUGACAGUCCACUCACGAGCCUCACCUACGAUGCCGACCUCAAAGAGACACCCAUAGCCAAUGCCGUCGACAUCUCCACCGUCCACACCGCGGCAGACAGGCCACCCAACGUCAAGUUUGACAAAGCCGUGUCCACCGGCCAAACGCUCGACUCCGCCAUGAAAUCCAAAGACAGCGUCGCCCGCUGGUUCUUCAAAGACUACCCGCAAUACGCCGAAACCUGCCAGUCACCCUUCACCGGCGACGGGCGUGCCGACCUCGCGAAGUGGGGCUUCGACGACAGUGAAGCACUGAGCGUGAAAGUAGCGAACGAGUGCGACUUCGAUGCGUAUCAUAAGAUUAAGGCGGCGUUCGAUGAGAUAGGCUUGGAUACGAAGGCAGCGAAGGAUGGGGGGCCGAAUCACUGUUUCAAGGUUAAUCAUAGGGAUGGUCCGGCGAUUAAGAGGGAUGACAAGGGGGAGUUGCCUAGUGAGGCAAAGCAGGUAUAUGAUGUUUGUGGGAAGGAAUAUCGGGCCACAGGCGCAUCCUACGAAUUCGCCGCCAAUCCGCACGGCCUCCUCGCCCUCAUGAACAUCAUGUCGAUGACGUAUUCAGCAAAAACAUACACCUGGUUUCGUACGCCGCUGCCCUCUGAACUCCCCGACAUAGGUACGACUCAGGAUAUCGGGUGGGCCAUGUGGAACCGAGUCAACGCACCCAGUCUGGCUGGGCUCAAGUACCUGCUUGUUACGCAGGUGAUGAAUGCGGGGUCGAGAGAGAUAUUUCGGCAUGCGCUGGGGUUGCUGGAGCCGCCGGAGAGUGAGUAUAAAUUGUGGCCGGGGCAUGAGUUUGGAAUGGGGACGAAGGGGGGAUUGGCAAUUUUGGGCUCCCCGGUGGGACGAUGGGCGGGAUACUUGCUGCUACAACACAAGGACCAGCUUGGUGGUAAUAGAUACAUCGAGAAGGUAAGGCUGUUCAAACCACCAGGAGCGAGUUUGCCGUAUCUUCUUUUCUACGUG
This is a messenger RNA of Alternaria rosae, 1431 nucleotides long. RefSeq lists its product as uncharacterized. The transcript has 3 exons. Lineage: Eukaryota; Fungi; Ascomycota; Dothideomycetes; Pleosporales; Pleosporaceae. The record is from RefSeq and is a predicted model, not a curated record. The annotation marks the transcript as partial.